AUGCUUGGAACAUUCAGGGCUACAUUAGUAGCUUGUGGUGGUUUGUUAUGGAAAAAUCCUUCAAAAAUGAGUAGAACGCGUAAAGCCAACGUACGCAAACGCUUAAGGGCUGUUGAUGCUGUUAUUGAAGCUGUAGAUAAUUCAGGUGUUAGUUGUAAAGCUCUGGAUUACGCACGUUCAUUGCCAAAGGAAUCAGAAAUGACUCCUCGCGAUAAAUAUACUGUCUUUAGUAGAAAACAUAAGGGUUAUAGAAAAUCUUUGCACAAAGUACCAAAAUUCACUAAAGUCACUAUAAGAAGAACUCCUCCCGGCUUUUAA
This is a messenger RNA of Rhizophagus irregularis DAOM 181602=DAOM 197198, 318 nucleotides long. RefSeq names its product mitochondrial 54S ribosomal protein mL60. Gene Ontology annotation, molecular function: structural constituent of ribosome. NCBI's taxonomy places the organism in Eukaryota, Fungi, Glomeromycota, Glomeromycetes, Glomerales, Glomeraceae. The record is from RefSeq and is a predicted model, not a curated record. Gene Ontology annotation, cellular component: mitochondrial large ribosomal subunit.